Molecule: messenger RNA, 2302 nt
Organism: Durio zibethinus
Lineage: Eukaryota; Viridiplantae; Streptophyta; Magnoliopsida; Malvales; Malvaceae
Product: Pentatricopeptide repeat (PPR) superfamily protein
Molecular function (GO): protein binding
Source: RefSeq, a predicted model, not a curated record
UCAAAAGUUAUCAUUUUUUCGUUAACCAAUAAAUAUUUUUAGUUGAUCAAUAAAUUUUCUGCCGAACAAAAUAUGUAUAUGUGCGUGUGUGUGGAUCGAUUUUCAAGCACUCUCUCUCUCACUAUGCUUUAGGAGGAAAUGGGACCUCAGUGGCUGCUCAGGAUAACCCCUCCUGUCUUCUCUAUUACCUCUCUCAAAUCCAACCCUUCCUCACCCAAUUCCAACAACAAUCCUCCUCCACCCCGCAAGAUCAUCUGUCAGUGGAACAAGGUAGGACGUAUCCUUGCGAGAGACAACUUGGUCGAUUGUGCUCCAUUGAUUCAAACCUUAGGUAGAAAAAGGAUGUCUCACGUUGCUCAUCAGCUUUUACUUGAGAUGAAUUCCCAAGGUUUGAUACCCAACACUUGUACCCUUUCUGCUCUCAUGCUCUGUUAUGCAGAUAAUGGGCUUUUCCCCCAAGCUCUGGCAAUAUGGGAGGAAAUGCUAUAUACUACAUCUUUUAUGCCUGCUAUUCAAGUAGUUUCAAAAUUCAUGGAUGCUUGUGGGAAGAUGGGGCAUUUUCACCUAGUAAACAAAAUUCUGGAUCAGGUAAUUCUGCACAGGUUUAACUUGUUGCCCCAAGUGUACCCAGUGGCUAUCUCUUGCUUCGGAAAGCAUGGGCGGCUUGAUUUAAUGGAGAAUACAUUGAAGGAGAUGGUUUCAAAGGGUUUGCCUAUAGAUUCUGCCACUGGAAAUGCUUUUCUUAGACAUUGUAGCAUUUUGGGUUCCUUGACUGAGAUGGAGAAUGCUUAUGCUCGCCUUAAAAGGUCUAGACAUCUCAUAGAGGAAGAAGGAAUCAGAGCAAUGUCAUUAGCCUACAUCAAGGAGGGAAAGUUCUACAAGUUAGGUGCAUUUUUAAAUGGUGUGGGUCUUGGGAGGACAAAUUUAGGCAAUCUCUUAUGGAAUCUCUUGCUAUUAUCCUAUGCUGCCAAUUUCAAAAUGAAAACCAUGCAAAGACUCUUUCUGAAAAUGUUGGAUUCUGGUUUCCUUCCCGAUCUGACUACGUUCAAUAUAAGAGCUUUGGCCUUCUCAAGAAUGUCUAUGUUCUGGGAUCUCCAUCUCAGCCUUGAACACAUGAAACAUGAAGGCGUUGUUCCUGAUUUGGUGACUUAUGGUUGUGUUGUAGAUGCAUACUUGAAUAGAAGACUUGGAAGAAAUCUGGAUUUUGUUUUGAACAAUAUGAAUGCCGAUGAUUCUCCACUAGUGUUAACUGAUCCACUUGUGUUUGAGGCUUUGGGUAAAGGGGACUUCCAAUCAACUUCAGAGGCGUUUGUGGAGUUCAAGAGACAAAAGAAAUGGACCUACAGGCAGCUAAUUGCAGUUUAUCUCAAAAGGCAAUUCCGAAAGAACCAGGUCUUUUGGAAUUACUAAAUAGCAGUCUGCUAUUUGUAUACAGAUAUGGUUUCUCUGGUUGUUGGAAUAGCAUUUUGUUAUUUUCCAUUCUUAAAGCUUACCACCGUCGUAUUAGAGGGGAACUCUUUGGCUUGAAGCCUUGAACCUAAGGUGUCUCUCCUAGUUCUCAACGUCCCAUACCGGAUGAGCCAAGCUAAGUGGUACUGUAUACAUCUUCCUGUGCUAUUUGCUGCAUGAUACAGUGGAGGCUGAAAAGUAUGUUAUACAUGUUGGUAGCAUGAACCACUUUGAAAAUGAGCUGAACAUUGUGAAAGUGAUGGUAGGAAGAAAUGGGCUAGCAAUUAGGAUAAGUAUUUUUUUCUAAAUGGCCAUGGUGUUAAGAAAGAGAAAUGUGGGGAUAUGCAAUCAAUUAUAGGGAAAGCAUGACUGGCAUUUGGGAUGAACAACAACAUCAUUUUGAGGUGGCUCACAACUUGCAAGAAGGGAAGAGCAUGAUCUUGUAUCCUUCAGAUAUAGGGAUAGUAAGAUUAUCGAAACCUUUAUUUAGAGUUGCGUCAAAUCAUAAAGAUAUCCCUAAUAUGAUUCUAAACUUGAUCUUCAAUCAUUUUGAGCUUCUGUUCAUUUUUCAUUGUAAGUUCCAGGAGUGUCAGAUAUAUAUUGGUAUUAAAGUCUUCACAUCUUCGUUCAGUGGCUUUGUGUAUAUUGAAGCACAGCUUCCUAUAAGAUUCGUAUAGAAGUUGUACAGUUACAUUCUUAAUAAUGUUUGGUCUGGAGAAAUAAAUGAAGGGAAAAUUGAAAUAAAUGGAAUUCGGAUGCUCAGAAUUCUGAACUUCUAUUUUGAUGGCAACCUUCGGCUCCUUGUAUUGAAUUCUUGCUCUGUUUUGGCUAGUUCAACAUGACAAGUCUUUCU